Musa acuminata subsp. malaccensis (wild Malaysian banana) is the source of this 884-nucleotide messenger RNA. Lineage: Eukaryota; Viridiplantae; Streptophyta; Magnoliopsida; Zingiberales; Musaceae. The record is from RefSeq and is a predicted model, not a curated record.
UAUCUCUCACCGCCAACCUGUCUUCUCUGAAGGUUCCCAAAUCUUCCAAUCUUCUCGGUCAAAUCUCUCAGCGUUCUUCCUGCAUGGGCGUGCACUUGUUAGGACCACCUGCGUCCCUGGAUGUGCGCUUCGCCUCACCUUCCUCCAUAUAUCGUGUGUAUCAUUCUCCACUGUUCCUCCCUCCUCUCGCCUUCUCCUUUCUCGUCCUCUUCCUCGAAGUUCCCUCCGUCACAGCGUCCCCAUCUCCUUUUCCUUUUCCAAGUGGGGAUACCGCCGAGGCUAUGGCCCAAGCUAUUAGAGGUCAAGAAGAUGCAUUUGGACAAGCACAGCUCAUCAGAGAUGCUGCCGUCGAAAGCCGCUCUAGAGAAAGCAGCUCCUCACAGCUACUUGGUCAUGGAACACAUGAUCAGCUCUGUGAUGCCGUGCACGAGAACCUGUUGAACUCAGAUCCCGAGUUCAACGCAGUGGGGCAGAUCUCCACCUUGUCCCUGCAAGAGAAAGGAAGGUCCCAAGGCACCUCAAGCUCUGCCAGAGUCUGAGUUCCCGUUGCAGAUGAUGAACCCAGGAUUUUGUAGCUGGCUUCCAAGUACCUACCAAACAGCCUGCUGCCAUGCAGCGCAUGUCUCGAGAGAACACAAUUAAUUUUAGUGUGGAUCACAUCACAUUACACGGUUUUGUUUCCUGUCAUGAUCAUGUCAUCAAGUUAUCACUGUGAUUAUUGGCUAAUCACCCAAGACAAGAUAAUGCUGCAAUCCCUGCGUGGUCCCUUGAUGUCGGCGCACAAGGGAAUAAAGAUGAACGCACUGAGGAGAUCGUCGUCAUCCAACUCCUGCAAAUGUCGCAGGAUUGGAUUCAAUUCCAAUCUUCAGGGAUGUUGACCGAAA